This is a messenger RNA of Cloeon dipterum, 2936 nucleotides long. RefSeq lists its product as uncharacterized. NCBI's taxonomy places the organism in Eukaryota, Metazoa, Arthropoda, Insecta, Ephemeroptera, Baetidae. The record is from RefSeq and is a predicted model, not a curated record. The coding region runs from base 193 to 2076 and encodes 627 amino acids. The transcript has 9 exons.
GUCGGUCGGUGGGUCGGGCGAGCUGCGCCUCGGAGAAAGAGAGAUAGGUAUCUAUCAGUACGAGUGGCGGCGGCGCCGAGGCAACACCGUCUGAACAGCACGCACUGCGCACCGAGCAAUGUGCACCACGCCGAGGAUCGUAUCAGCCGCCACCGAGCCACCCUGCCGCCCCUGCUGCUGAGCUCCCAGGUGAUGUCUGGGCAGCGCGGUUCGUCGUCGAUGCCCUGCGGUGGGCUGUGCCACGUGCUGUGGGGGCUGUGCUACGUAGCGGCGGGGGCUGUCCAGCUGGUCGCGGGCCUCUUUGCCCUCAAAUGGCUGCCGGUGCUCGGACUCGGAACCAACAUCGUUUCCGGAUCAUGGAACCUGCUGGCGGGAAUCACGUGCGCGCUGAUCGCAGGCCUGGCGACGGAGCUGAACGCGGGCCGGCUCAACGCGCUGCUGUGCAUCAGCAUUUCCGUGCUGGCCGUCGACGCGGUCAACCUGGCCAUCCUCGAGCUGUACGAGUGGCCGUUCCUGGUGACCAAAGCAGACCAGGACAUCAUCAAGCAGCGCAGCAUGGAGAAGCUCGUGUGCUACGCUCGGCUCUCGACCAGCGUGAGUAGCUUCCUAAUUGUAAUCAUAGCCCUGCUGGAUACCCACAUAUCAUUUUGUGUUCUGCACAACCGUAAGACGAGCAAGAGAAGGGCCGAAACAAAUAACGCAGCGCCAGACCCCAUCCUCAACGACAUGGAGUACAUUUUGCCGAGGCGUCCGACCAACCUAGACGAUGACGACGAUGAAGAGCAGCACCACCUUACCAGCAACCCGAAUUCGGCACAGGCGUGGGUCUUCGACACCGGACCCAUCGGCGGCUGCGCCACUGAGGUUAAAACCCGUCUGAGCACAGAUGAGCCCCUAAGUGCCUGCAACCGGCCAAACACGUACCUGCUCAGCCGGACGCCUCAACAAUCGAACAAGGUGGUGGUUAAGUUGGAGGUGCCGGCUUACGAGGACCGCACGAGCCUCAACUUCAUGCGCAGUUUUUCGCGGACGCCGUCGCCGACGUGCAGUCUGAGUCACCCAAUCUACGAGAGCGUGGACAAACGGACAGCCACUGUGUCUCCGCGCGCCAGACUCUACACUGCAGACUACGCUUACGCGAAGCACCACCGGCCUGGCUCGUCCACAGACACGGCGCGCACCCACAGACGCAGUGAGAGCUGCGACACACGACCGCACAGCGUGAGCAGUUUCCACCCUCCGACGGUGGCGAGCAGCACGGCGGCCACUCCUUCGGGCAAGUACCAGUACGCGUCGUUGAUGAUGGAGCUGGAGCAGGCGAUCCAGAACAAGAAGGAUGACGACGAGGAGGGCAGCCCGGUCGGCAGCGGCUCCACCGACCCCUCCACGCUCAAGGACAACAGCGACACCGAGUUCUCCAAGGAGCUGGAGGCAGCGUUGCAGAUGCUGCAGGACCUCGGCUCGCCAAACACGAUCGAAACGCCAUCCGAACCGAGCAGGUCCAUCACCACAAUGCCCCCACCAGCCGUGGAAAUGAAGAAGCUUGCAGUGGUGCACGAGGGUCGCAGCAGCCGGGCGUCGUCGUCAGGCUACAGUUCCCCGACCCUGACAGGCAGCUUGUCCCACCUGUUCCCCCCGCCGCCCCCGCCGCUCCCGGGGGCGGUUGGCUCCUCCAGUUGCAGCAUCCAGCGGCGGGACGACAACAGCACGGUCAUCACGGUGAACAGUUCUGACAGCGCUGAGAGCAAAGCCGUGUCCACGGUGGACCUGAAUCCAGACCCUGUAAGCGAUUUCUUCAAGAUCGGCACGUGGGGCACCGGCACCAACAACUCAAGGACCUCGUCAGGCAUCGGCCACGACUUGGAGAACGCGCUGCUGCAGACCGAGAGUCUGGCCUGUCUGUCCGAACUCGAGUUGCUCGCCCGUCAUUGCAGGCAGAAGGCGGAGCAGAGGCAAAUUGAAAGGAAGGUUCAAAGACAGAUGUCAAUCAGAGCCAGCUCGAUGCGGGAUGCGCUGAAAAAAACUUUGCCCUCCUAUUCAGUAGACGGGUAUCAAGUGAAGGACUCUCCUGCUUGAAUAUUCUGCCAACAAGAAAAAACUGAAAAGUGAAAUUGAGCGCGCGCGUUUGUGCCGCAAAACAGAAUCCAAAGCAAGUUGCCAUUGAAAAUAUUAAUAAUGAGAUAUUUAAUUGUUACAAACUGAUGAAAAGAAGAAAGUAUUUUCCUAUCGUCAGAAUAACCAUUUGAUUGAAACGAUGAUUUUUCCCGAUUGCCGGAACAAAGCACGCACAAAAGCUUAAUAUUCAAAAGAAGCACAUAUUUCUCUUUAGGACAGUUGUCUUCGCUGUGAUUUAUGUGAAAUCUCUUCUACGGACGGCACCAGAACCAAAAAUUCAGCCCUACAUGUAUCAUGUGCUAUUUGUUGGAAUAUCAAAAUCGUGUCAGGAGGACAUUUUAACUAAUUAUGUCAGGAGUGUAUGCUGAUUAUAUACACUGAUCUGCGUGCAUAUUAUGGGCGUCUCCUCCUAAAUGGCCAACGGUUUCUCUUUGUAAGAGACAAAAUAAUUUCACACACACACAGAGAAUAAAUAAAAUAAAUAUAUUUUUUCAAAUCGAAGGAAAUGUUACAAUGUGAAGUCGCAUACUUUGUUAGAAGCCAGGUUCCGUUAAUAGUUCUCAAGCUGCGUGUGCAAAAGAGGGUAUAAAUAGGAAGAUCGUCUCAAGUCAAAUACGAAAAUGGAAUCACGCCACGUGAGAGUUAAGUUUUGUGUACCUACUGUGUAACGGUGUGAAAACCAUUUCUACAUUGUAUUUAAAUCGCUUUUUUGCAUUUCACAAAGCGGAAUGAUUUUUUUUAUUAUUUUUACACCGUUACACCUCCAUUUAAUAGCAAUACCAAUUUUGUUACCAAUAAAGAAUCUCUACGCAAAGGAAAAA